AUCUACACUACGCUCUGCCGUGACUUCCUCCUUUGCCUCCGCUUCCAGUCAACAAGCAUGAAGAGCAUGCGCUUCGUCCAAAGAAAUGCUCUACGACAAUUUCUCGAUGCGCGUCCGGCCCUGCGACAGGUGUUUACCAACCUCGAACGUCAAUCUAUUUCGCAAUCGCCCUUUCGAACGCGUCCAUUGCGGUUACAGAACACUGUGACGAGAGGGUUACAUAUACAGCGAUUUUCUAAUAGUACGAGAUCGAGUCCUUUCGCGCCGCGGCCAAGGACGCAGGCAAGAAGAAUACCACAUGCGAAAGAAGGAAGACGAUGCAACUCAAGCAGCACGACACCGGCCAGCGAGGGCGAGAAACUGUCCAUCUCCCAACGCAUGAAAAAGCUGUCCCGCGAAUACGGCUGGUCGGCGCUCGGUGUCUACUUGCUCCUAACCGCACUGGAUUUCCCGUUUUGUUUCCUCGCGGUGCGCAUGCUGGGCACAGAUCGCAUCGGGCAUUGGGAGCAUGUGGCACUGACGUGGAUCAAGGGUCUGGUGAGUUGGCCUUUCCCGGAAAGGGAGAGGGAAGUCAUCGAAGGAGCUGGGGACCUGGUGGAGGCGCAGGUCCUGGGAGAUGGAGCGAAGAAGAGGAUACUGGAAGAGGAGAGUCGAGCGGAGUAUAAGAGUCAGGAGGCCAAGGUCGAGGUCGAGGAUCAUGGGUACAGGGAGGCUGAACAGGCGAAUGCGGGAAGUAAUGCGAGCCUAUGGACACAACUCGCCCUCGCGUACGCGAUUCACAAAUCAUUCAUUUUCAUCCGGGUUCCGUUGACGGCGGCCAUCACGCCAAAGGUGGUCAAGACGCUGAGGGGCUGGGGGUGGAAUAUUGGCAAAAUGCCCAAGAAGAGCGUUACGGGUGGGAGUGGCUCAGGCUCAGGCUCGUCGAGCGCCUCGGGAGUCAAUACAAAGGGGUCGAAGGUCAAGCCUGAUGAUUGAUUGAGCAAGCAUAGCACAGCACAGACAGCACAGCACCCCUCCCUACCUUAUGGACGAAGCGAUGGGCUGAGCAAGAAGGGCAACUCUUCACUCCUCUCUCCUCUUCAAGAUUGUGCCCACCAACGGACAAUUUUUCUGUCAAGUGUGGUGCACGUGUUGCGACAUUGCAAGAUAUUGUACAGAAUUAAUCAAGGGUGCGAAUGGAGGCGCUUCCUUCGCUCAUGGCACAUUCAUUUACUUUUCUUGUUCGAUACUGUACACCAUG
Exophiala xenobiotica is the source of this 1240-nucleotide messenger RNA. RefSeq lists its product as uncharacterized. Gene Ontology annotation, cellular component: mitochondrion. Bases 58 to 975 code for a protein of 305 amino acids. The record is from RefSeq and is a predicted model, not a curated record. The transcript is spliced from 2 exons. NCBI's taxonomy places the organism in Eukaryota, Fungi, Ascomycota, Eurotiomycetes, Chaetothyriales, Herpotrichiellaceae.